Amaranthus tricolor (Joseph's coat) is the source of this 2168-nucleotide messenger RNA. Its product is annotated as D-2-hydroxyglutarate dehydrogenase, mitochondrial. Gene Ontology annotation, molecular function: FAD binding; catalytic activity. Gene Ontology annotation, cellular component: mitochondrion. The transcript is spliced from 16 exons. Bases 146 to 1807 code for a protein of 553 amino acids. The record is from RefSeq and is a predicted model, not a curated record. NCBI's taxonomy places the organism in Eukaryota, Viridiplantae, Streptophyta, Magnoliopsida, Caryophyllales, Amaranthaceae.
AAAAUAAUGUGUCGUUAGCUCACACAGGGCAAAACGACACGACAGACGAUACUGAUCAUCACGCCGGUAUCAGCAAUAAGCCGAUACCAAAACAAAAAGAUCAGAGUUUACAUUUACAAUAAAUUGCGGAACAGGUGAGAGAAAAAUGGAAAAGCGACGAGCUUGUAUGCUGCUAUGUCAAUGGAGUUUUACAAAGGCUAUUUCCAAUCGAUCUAUUCAAAACUAUGAAAAAAAGUGCACGUCAUUUAGCUCAUACACAAAGCAGCAUAGUCACAACAUCCUUUCAUCUUCUAACAUCCCAAUAGAUUGUAGAGUGCUUCAUCGGGCUUUGUGUUUCCAAAGAAGCUCAAACCAAGUGAUAAGAUUCUAUGGAUCGGCGCCUCUUGAAAGGAGUGCAUCAUUCUCAGAAAUAAAGUCUGAGGAUAUCAACUACUUUAAGAGUAUCUUGGGGGAGAAUAAUGUAAUACAGGACCCAGAUAGGCUUCAACCAGCAAACACAGAUUGGAUGGACAAGUACAAAGGCUCAAGCAAGCUUAUGUUACUACCCAGGAGCACCGAAGAGGUUUCUCAUUUAUUGAGAUACUGUGACUCUAGGAGCCUGGCUAUCGUCCCUCAAGGAGGAAAUACUGGCCUCGUUGGUGGAAGUGUGCCUGUCUUUGAUGAGGUUAUUAUCAAUAUGAGUUCCAUGAACAAGAUCAUAUCUUUUGAUAAGGCCAGUGGUAUACUGGUUUGUGAAGCAGGAUGCAUUUUGGAGAAUCUGGAAUCUUUCUUGGAUAAUGAAGGAUUUGUGAUGCCUCUUGAUUUGGGAGCAAAAGGAAGCUGUCAGAUCGGUGGAAAUGUCUCGACUAAUGCUGGUGGUUUACGUUUGGUUCGUUAUGGAUCUCUGCAUGGAAAUGUUUUAGGCAUUGAAGCUGUUUUAGCAAAUGGUACCGUGAUGGACAUGUUGGGCACUUUGCGUAAAGACAACACUGGGUAUGACUUGAAGCAUUUAUUUAUAGGGAGUGAAGGGUCACUUGGUAUUGUAACAAAAAUUUCCAUUCUUACCCCCCCAAAGCUCUCUGCUACAAAUGUUGCCUUUUUAGCAUGUAAUGAUUAUUUUAGCUGUCAGAAACUUCUAUUUGAAGCCAGAAGAAAACUUGGGGAGGUCUUAUCAGCUUUCGAAUUUUUGGACAGUCAUGCAAUGGAUGUGGUUUUGAAAAAUUUAGACGGUAUAAGAAAUCCAUUGCCUCCCUACAACUUCUACGUUCUGAUUGAGACGACAGGGAGUGAUGAAUCAUACGAUAGAGAGAAGCUUGAGACGUUCCUGUUUCGCUUGAUGGAAAGUGGUUUGAUACUAGACGGUGUGGUUGCACAAGACAUUAAUCAAGUAUUGUCAUUUUGGCGUAUUCGUGAGGGUAUACCAGAAGCAUUGAUGAAGUCUGGGGCUGUAUACAAGUAUGAUUUAUCUUUGCCUUUGGAGAAAAUGUAUGAUCUUGUUGACGAAAUGCGAGCACGCCUUGGUCACCCAGCCAAUGUUGUGGGGUAUGGUCAUCUGGGAGAUGGAAACUUGCAUCUCAAUAUAACUGCUCCUCAUUAUGAUGAUGCUAUUUUAGCACAAAUUGAGCCAUAUGUUUAUGAAUGGACAUCUAAACAUCGUGGGAGUAUCAGUGCUGAGCAUGGGAUUGGACUGAUGAAAGCAAACAAAAUCCACUACAGCAAGCCACCUGAAGUGGUGCAAUUAAUGGUGUCGAUUAAGAAGUUAAUGGACCCAAAUGGCAUUCUUAAUCCAUAUAAAGUUCUCCCUCAUCAUCUUAGUGCCAACAACUGAGGGCGUUGCAGGCUAAGAACAAUUUGUGAAAUUUCUCAAAAGGACGAUUCAAAACAGAAGAGAAUGAUGUAUAGCAUAAACACCAGGAGCAGGAAAAAUAAAAUACUGAAAUGAUUGUUAUCAACAGCUGUAUGAUGGAGAAUUUAAUUGUUGUACUCCAUUGCUCGCAAGUUGAUAGUCUUCAAUUACGCUAGAUUGUAUCUUCGCUGGUGACUGCAUAAAUCAACCAUGUGACAUGUUUUAAAAGUAUGUUUCUUUUGUGUCAAUUAAUAAUUCUAAAAACGCAUCUCAAGUCUAAUACUUUGUUUGAAACUUUGAAUAGAGGGUAUUAAAGGAUAGAAAGGGGACGGAUUUUCAGAGA